UCCCUCAUCCAUCCAUCCAUCCCCUUCCCCUUCGUCUUCCUCCCCUCCUCGCGCCCGCGUCGCUCUCGAGCCAUUGGAGAGAGAGCGAGAGAGAGGAUGAAAUUCGGCAAGGAUUUCAGGAACCACCUGGAGGAGACGCUGCCGGCGUGGAGGGACAAGUACCUGGCCUACAAGUCCCUCAAGAAGCUCAUCAAGAACCUGCCGCCUGAUGGUGAUCCCCCUCCCGCCGCAGGCGCUGUUCCUGCGGGAGAUGGGGAUGGGGUUAGGGUUGGGGUUGGGGACGCGGACGUCGCCCUGGGGAACUGGUUCGCCAGGGUCCUCGACAUGGAGCUCCAGAAGCUCAACGACUUCUACAUCGAGAGGGAGGAGUGGUACGUCAUCCGCCUCCAGGUUCUCAAGGAAAGAAUUGAGCGUGUCAAAGCUAAGAAGAAUGGCGCAUUCACAUCUAAGAGUGAAUUCACCGAAGAGAUGUUAGAGAUACGCAAAGCUUUUGUCAUCAUCCAUGGCGAGAUGAUUCUUCUGCAGACCUAUAGCUCCCUAAAUUUUGCUGGAUUGGUGAAGAUACUAAAAAAGUAUGACAAGAGAACAGGCGGUUUACUCAGCUUACCUUUCACUCAACGUGCUCGACACCAGCCAUUUUUCACCACAGAACCUCUAACAAGGCUUGUUCGAGAAUGUGAGGCUAAUCUUGAUCUCCUGUUCCCUAUUGAAGCAGAAGUACUCGAGUCUACUUCCUCUGCUAAGCUGCAACCUCAGAAUGAUGAUGCGGCUAACCAUGACCCAGCGUCAUCCAUCGAUGUUGAAACCUCGGAUGUGUAUCGAAGCACACUCGCGGCAAUGAAAGCGAUACAGGGCCUGCGUAAAGCGAGCUCUACUUACAAUCCCCUGUCUCUAGCCAGGUUCUUCCAUGGAGAGGACGGGGAAGCCUGCUCCGGCGCCAUCACGUCAGAAAGUUCACUGUUGGAUUCAUUUUCUGAUUCCCUGAUUGAAGAUGCUGAGAAUGAUGAUAAAGAGGUGCAAUCAAGGGAGCAGAAUACGGAUCAAAAUGAUGCAGAAGUCCAACCACGUGAUGAGUGAUCAUCACUUCAUCAGUCUUUGGGUUUAAUCCCCCCGAUGCCCCUGAUAAGUGUAAAUGAUACAACUGCGGCAUACACUAAUAAUCUUGAUCCUUGAAAUGUAUAACCCAUUACUGACC
Messenger RNA from Oryza brachyantha (malo sina), 1195 nucleotides. Its product is annotated as SPX domain-containing protein 4. Lineage: Eukaryota; Viridiplantae; Streptophyta; Magnoliopsida; Poales; Poaceae. The transcript is spliced from 3 exons. Gene Ontology annotation, biological process: cellular response to phosphate starvation. Bases 97 to 1077 code for a protein of 326 amino acids. The record is from RefSeq and is a predicted model, not a curated record.